Messenger RNA from Engraulis encrasicolus (European anchovy), 1811 nucleotides. RefSeq names its product solute carrier family 2, facilitated glucose transporter member 11-like. NCBI's taxonomy places the organism in Eukaryota, Metazoa, Chordata, Actinopteri, Clupeiformes, Engraulidae. The transcript is spliced from 2 exons. The record is from RefSeq and is a predicted model, not a curated record. The coding region runs from base 33 to 1811 and encodes 592 amino acids. Gene Ontology annotation, cellular component: plasma membrane. Gene Ontology annotation, molecular function: hexose transmembrane transporter activity. Gene Ontology annotation, biological process: monosaccharide transmembrane transport.
UGCCUCAUGAGGACAAACCAACCACAACAACUAUGAAAGGUGAAGUAACUCUUGCCCUGACGGUGUUUUGCACUGCAAUCGGUGGUACUUUGCAGUAUGGCUAUAACCUUGCCAUCAUUAACGCUCCUACAGCGCACAUUCAGAGAUUCAUCAAUGACACUUGCUGGGAGCGCUGGUCUAUUUCAUUGGAGCAAAACCAGGUGACUCUGAUAUGGUCUUUCGUCGUUUCUACCUUUUCCAUAGGUGGCCUAGUCGGAGCUUUACUUGCGGGCCCAAUGGCGGUCCGUUUUGGGCGUAAAGGCGCCCUCUUGCUAAACAAUCUCUUUCUGUUCACAAGUGCCCUGUUUGCCGUCACCAGUCGCGCCGCUCGUUCCUUCGAAAUGAUCAUACUCGCUCGCCUCCUGGUGGGCGUCAACGCCGGCGUGAGCAUGAACGUGCAGCCCAUGUUCUUCGGGGAGAGCGCGCCAAAGCACCUGCGCGGCGCCGUCACCUUCUCCUCCGCCGUGUUCACUGCCUUCGGCAUCAUGCUGGGCCAGAUAGUCGGUCUGACCGAGGUGCUUGGAUCCGACGCGCUCUGGCCAUACCUGCUCGCCAGCAACGCCCUCCCCGGCCUCUUCCAACUCCUCACAUUGCCAUGGUUCCCUGAGAGUCCGCGGUUCCUGCUCAUCGACAAAGGGGAUAAAGAAGCAUGCACCAUGGCAUUGCAGAGGCUUCGGGGCUGCUCCGUCUCCGAGGAGGAGAUGGAGGAGAUGCUCCAGGAGCAAGAGCAGGCGGCGGGGGCCCAGGCGAGGUCCCUCUGGGGCCUCCUGUCCGACCGCACCCAGUGGCGCCAGGUCCGGCUGGUGGCGGCCGCCAGCAGUGCCAUGAUGUUGUGCGGCAACGACUCCAUCUACUUCUACGCAGGCGCCAUCUUCCAGCAGGCCGGCAUCCCCUCAGACAAGAUCCAGUACGCCACCAUCGGCACUGGGGCCUGCGAGCUCACCGCCGCUGUCGUCUGCAACCUGCUCAUUGAGCGUGCAGGCCGCAGACCACUUCUCAUGGGCGGAUAUGCACUCAUGUCCUGCUGGGCUGUGGUUUUUACCAUCGCCCUCUGCCUGCAGGGCAAGGUAGAGGGCAUGCCCUACCUGAGCAUGGUGUGUAUAUUCGCGUACAUCCUGAGUUUCGGCAUGGGCCCCGCUGGGGUGACGGGGGUGCUGCCCACGGAGCUGUUCGACCAGAUGUCUCGCCCGGCUGCGUACAUGGUGGCUGGCUCGAUGAUGUGGCUGAACCUCUUCCUGGUGGGGAUGACGUUCCCGUUCCAGGUGGGCGGGCUCGGGCAGUUCUGCUUCGUGCCCUUUUGCGGCGUGUGCGUGGCAGCCGGAACGUUCAUGUUUUGGAACCUGCCGGAAACCAAAGGGAGGUCGCUGGCGGAGCUCACGGCAGAUUUCGAGAAGCGGGGGAAGGGGGAGGGAGGAGAGAAGGCGGGGUCUGAGGUCCGAUUUGAGCAAGGGCAGUUGAGUCUGGCAGAGGACAAGGAAGUCCUUCUGGAAAGUAACGACAAGCCUCUGUCAAAGAUCACGGAUGACCAUGAGAAGCAGCAGGAGACAGGGUGCGAGGGGUCAAAGGUAAAAGUUGAACAUGGGCAGCCAGAUUUGGAGGACGAGGCCUUUUUUCCAACCAGUGGAAGAGCUUUGGCUGAUGUCACGGACAGGUUCGAGAAGCAGGGCGAGGAGGAAGGACUAGACAAGGAGUCGGAGGUCAAAAGUGAAAAACUUCAAGGGCAGUCAAAUCCACAUGAGGAGGAAGAGGUCCCCCAUAGAUGUGAACACUAG